CUUAUACAUCGAGUAUACAAUUUAUCACUAGCGAGAUACGUAUUUAUUCAGUACAAGCUAAAGUUCUCCACACAGUGGAGUUAGCAUACAUAACUACAACAACUACAACAACAAAACCGUCACGUGAUCCCAGACAAGUUUCUCUUGAACACGUUACACGUCAAAAUGGCCACGAAUGGAACUACCCGUAGGAAAAUUGCUUUGAUUACUGGUAUAACUGGACAGGAUGGUUCUUACUUAGCAGAGUUUUUAAUAGAGAAAGGGUAUGAGGUACAUGGUAUAAUUAGAAGAUCAAGUACCUUCAAUACAAGCAGAAUAGAACAUCUAUAUGAUGAUCCUAAAUCUCACAAAGAAGGAUCCAUGCAUUUACAUUAUGGUGACUUAACAGAUAGUACAUGUUUAGUGAAAAUCAUAAGUCAAAUUAAACCUGAUGAAAUUUAUAACCUAGGAGCUCAAAGUCAUGUAAAGGUAUCGUUUGAGUUAGCUGAAUACACAGCCAAUGUAGAUGCCGUAGGAACGUUACGAUUAUUAGAUGCCAUUAGAACAUGUGAUCUCUCAAGUAAAGUCAAAUUUUACCAAGCAUCUACCAGUGAAAUGUUUGGAAAAGUACAGGAAAUUCCACAGAAAGAAACUACACCUUUCUAUCCUAGAUCUCCUUAUGGUGUAGCUAAGUUAUAUGCCUACUGGAUAGUUAUAAACUAUAGAGAAGCUUAUGAUAUGUUUGCAUGUAAUGGAAUCCUAUUUAACCAUGAAAGUCCAAGGAGAGGUGAAACAUUUGUAACCAGAAAAAUUACUAGAGCUGUAGCCAAAAUAGUGCUUGGACAACAAGAAAAGGUAGAACUAGGAAAUAUAGAUGCCAAAAGAGAUUGGGGUCAUGCUAAAGACUAUGUAGAGGCUAUGUGGUUGAUGUUACAACAUGAUAAACCUGAAGAUUUUGUGAUAUCUAUGGGUGAAUCACAUAGUGUCAGGGAAUUCAUAGAAAAGGCUUUCAAGGUUGUGGAUAUUGACAUUGUCUGGGAAGGUGAAGGGCCGAAUGAAGUUGGCAAAGAUAAAAAGACAGGAGCUGUCAGAGUGGCCAUAAAUGCUAAGUUUUAUAGACCCACCGAAGUUGAAUUUCUCUUAGGAGAUUGUACUAAAGCUAAGACUGUGUUGAAAUGGGAACAUAAAUAUUCAUUUGAUACUCUUGUGACCGAGAUGGUGAAUUCUGAUCUUAAACUGAUGAAAUCCAAUCCUAUAGCAUAACAUGACUUUUACAUAGACUUAUUGGGAUCUUAUGAAAUCUAGUUUCUGUCCAUUACAAAUUUUCUCAUGUUAUCUAAGUGUGGACUCGGAUAGAUAAGUUAGUGAAAAUUAUAAAGAUCUGAAAUUGAAUUAAAUGUGCAGGGUAUCUGACUUAAAAUAGAGAAUGACUUUGAAAGGUUGUUAACAGAAACUAUAAUUUUCAAAGCAUCACUUCAUUUUCAUGAAAUAUAAAGUCCCCAUAUUUUUUUUGUGUGUAUUUUACUCAUGACAUUCCUUCAAUCAGAAUAUAUCUGACAACUACAGCAAUAAAGUUGUAGAGUUGCCUCCCUUACUCUUAUAUAAAUGUCCCAUUAUCACUCAAAUUUAUGUUGAAAUUUCAAACGAGGUCAGGUUUAACUUGACUGUUUUCGAUUAUUAGAAAGAAACUAAUCUUGUAUCAUUGCUCUUUUAUUGUUUCAUCAUUUUCUCAAGAUAUAGGUGAAAAGAAAGAAGGAUUAAGGCCCAUAAAUAGCAAUACUAUACCAUAUCAUGCUGAAAAUAUGCAAUGGUCAUGAUGGUUGUUUCUUACAUAUAUAUCAGAAUGCUUACAUUGGAUAUAAACAGGAAUAUUUGUAAUGGUCAGAUACUCCUUGUUCUUAGGUGUAGUGUCCAUUAUUUGAUCAAAAAUGAAUAGAACAUUAUUUUUAUGUGCCUUGUUAAAGUGUAAAAUCAUUUUAUUACAGGAAAUAAAUGUUCUAAUUGAUUUUUGUAGAAACUCAUCUUUCUCUCAAUGCAGUGGUUACCUUAUCUAGUUCCCUGUCUGAACCACAUCUCUCUCCUACAAGCUCAUUAAACAUGUUCAUGAUGUUCAGGCAAUCUGUCUUCAAAUAUUUACAGGAUAAUAUCAGAGAAAGUAUAUGUAGACCAAGACUUUCAAGAUAAUUGAAUUUUUUAUUAAGAAGCAAAAUUAACAAGAAGCCAUUAUAUUUCAACCAUCACUCAAUCAAUUAAUACUUUACAGAACUACUGAGUUAUGAUGAGGUAAAAUUUGCAAUCGAUCUUGCUAGUUAAGAGUAGAUGAGUUUCUACAAAGAUAUUUUAUUCAUGGGUUUUAUGAAUAUUGACUUGUUAUGUGAUAUUAUUUUUUUUAAGUCUUAUACAAAAUUUUUCACUUUUUUAUUAUUAUGCAGUUAAAGAUUUGUUAUGAAUGUGCUAUAUUAUUUAAUUCCUAGUGAUUUAGGUACACUUGAAAAUCUCCAUUCAACAGUUUGAUAAAUUAAUUACUUGCAUAUCGCCUUAGUAACCAAUUUAUAAAAACAACCAUUUUUCUGUGUUUUUGUUAUAAUGAAAUAAAAUUAUAUAAUGUUAACAGGUUAAAAGAAAUUAUUUUAAUAUGCUGUUCUUUUUAGAAGAUAGAGAAGCACAACAAAUUUAGAGUUAUCUUUCUUUGUACGUUUAAUUCUUUGUGGGACCAAUCAAUUAGUAGUAUGAUCAUCACUGAGGGAUAUGUAUGUUAGAAGUUAUACUAUGUGUGUUUAUUUGGUUAAUAUUGUUUCAAAAUUUAUCAGGUGGAUGGGUAUUGGGAGGCACUCAAAUUCAUUAAAUAUGGAUAGUUGCAUUGUCCCUUAGAAUUUUGUUAGAGUUGUAAGUGAAAUGAAAAUCUUUAUUUAAUGGUGGUCUUGCAAAAGUGCCUCCUAUACCAUCAAUGUGUUGAAUUUUAGAACAGUACAAAGUACUAUGUUGUGCAUUUAAAAAGUUGUUUAUUUAUUUAUUUUGAAUCUCACAUAUCAACAAAAAAAAUUACAAGAAGUUGUGAUUUAUCAUAGAUAUCCAUUCAGUUGUUAAUCUUCCAAGGAAAUGUGACAAAAUGAUCAAAUAUAAAAAGUAAAUGGGUCUUUAAUAUUUUAUAGAAGUUUGUAUUUUUUUCAUUGAUCUAAAAAGUGAAACUAAUUUAAUCUUAUCAAACAUAUUAUAUCCACUGUGAAUAACUACAACAAGGAAAGGAAGAUUAAACUAAAGAAAAACAACAUCUUUAAAGUUCUUUAUUGGAUAGUUAUGAUAAAUAUGAACUUCUUGUAUGUUAUAAGGCAUAAUACUUGGUUAUACCCAUCUUCAUUUGCAAAGGUUUACAAUCUGACCUUUUCCUUUAAAAGAUUGUAACCCUUUGCCAGCGGAGAUGGGUUUUACCAUUAUAAUAGGUAUCAAUGAUACUGUGUGACGUCUGUGGUGAGCAUUUAUAUAUUGGAUGAAAUAUGGAUAUACUUUCCUUCUAGAAGUGAAUUAACAUGUGUAGAAUUAUAAUCAAUUAUCUAUUUCAAACUUCCUAGCAAUUUUUGUUUUAAUCACCCUCAACAGAGUUGGGUGCCAUAUUGUUAUUAUUUCACUUAAAAAAAAAAUCUAUUCCAACAUUUGUCCAUACUAUUUCUUGGAAUUGAAUUGACCAAUGUUGUUGGAACUAUACUUAAAUGUGGACCACUUUGAAGUUGUGCAAGAGACAUUAGAAUGGUUCAAAAUGGCCGUUACCAUGGAGACAGCAAAAAUGUAAAACAAAAUCUGAAUUCUGUAUCUUCUGAAGUGUAACAUAUUGAUAAUUUAUGCAAAUGUUGGCAGUGGUGCCAUGAUAAACCAACAGUAGUUAGAUAUUCCAAAAUGGCUGCCAUUACCAUGGAAACUUGAGGAAAUAUUGACUAUAUGGGGAAAAACUUUAAAGCAGCAUUAUUUCUUAUAGAAAUUUUCAUGAAUAUAUAACAUCAGGAUAAAAGAGGGUGUAAAUUAAAUGCUGUGAUAAUUAUAAUUCAACUGGUUCUAAUGUCCAGUAUAAAUCCAGUUUUGCAUCAUGACAAUCAAUGACCACCUUUUCCACCAAACAUAAUGUCCAGAAUGUUUCAGGUACAGAUGUGAUAAAAUCAGAUUUUAUUUAUAAAAUACACUGUUCCAAUUGUCUAUUUAUUUACAAUGCUGACUGAUACUGAUAUAAUCUGUCAGGCAAUUAGAAAUAUGCAUUUACACCCAUUACAGACGGCUAAUUGUCAGUUGUGGCGAUUCAUUUUGCUAAUUUUGUACUAUUUGUUGUGAAAAUAUUUAUCAAAUUUAAUUCUUUGAAAUUAAAGAACAAAGUAUAUAUAGGAUAGAUGAAUUAGGUGAUUCAUUCAAAUGGUGAUAUCAACUAUUUAUGGGAGCUUUUCAACAAUAAAAUAAUGAAUUUGUAA
Mytilus trossulus (common blue mussel) is the source of this 4430-nucleotide messenger RNA. Its product is annotated as GDP-mannose 4,6 dehydratase-like. The transcript is spliced from 11 exons. Lineage: Eukaryota; Metazoa; Mollusca; Bivalvia; Mytilida; Mytilidae. Gene Ontology annotation, biological process: GDP-mannose metabolic process. Gene Ontology annotation, molecular function: GDP-mannose 4,6-dehydratase activity. The record is from RefSeq and is a predicted model, not a curated record. Gene Ontology annotation, cellular component: cytoplasm. Bases 166 to 1242 code for a protein of 358 amino acids.